Molecule: messenger RNA, 944 nt
Organism: Cannabis sativa
Lineage: Eukaryota; Viridiplantae; Streptophyta; Magnoliopsida; Rosales; Cannabaceae
Product: ubiquitin-conjugating enzyme E2 2
Exons: 6
Coding region: 290-748 (152 amino acids)
Source: RefSeq, a predicted model, not a curated record
GCAUAUAUUAUAAUACAUAUUUAUGGAAUUAACACUGAGAGUAGAGAGAGAGAGAGCGGUGACCAGUGGUGGGCUAAAUAAAUAUAUAUAUAUAGCACAUAUUAUUUAAUUUUAACCUAAUAAUAAUAAUAACAAUAAUAAUUUCUUGUUGUUUCUCAUCGAAUUUUCUUUUGUUGUGUUGUUUUUCCCUUUCUCGGGGAAAUUGGAAAAUUUUCUUCCUUGUUCAAAACAACUUGUGCUGCUCACUCUGUAGUUGAAGCCGUUCGCACCGUUCCUUUCAGCGGUGAGAAUGUCGACUCCUGCAAGGAAGAGACUAAUGAGGGAUUUCAAGAGGUUGCAACAUGAUCCACCUGCGGGAAUAAGCGGUGCUCCUCAAGAUAAUAAUAUUAUGCUAUGGAAUGCUGUUAUAUUUGGACCUGAUGACACACCAUGGGAUGGAGGUACGUUCAAAUUGACUCUUCAAUUUACUGAGGAUUAUCCAAAUAAGCCACCAACAGUGCGGUUUGUUUCUCGAAUGUUCCAUCCUAACAUUUAUGCAGAUGGAAGUAUUUGUCUGGAUAUUCUACAGAAUCAGUGGAGCCCUAUUUAUGAUGUGGCAGCUAUACUUACCUCUAUCCAGUCAUUGCUCUGUGAUCCCAACCCAAACUCUCCUGCAAAUUCUGAAGCGGCACGGAUGUUCAGUGAAAACAAGCGUGAAUACAAUAGGAGAGUUCGUGAGAUUGUCGAGCAGAGUUGGACUGCUGAUUAAUUGUUCUUGCUUAAAUGCUUCAAAACCUUUUAAGAUUCAGUCGAAAUGGCCUGUUUAAAUUACAUUUUAGAUUCUGAAAAUGAAUUUGCUCCAACUACAUAUUCUCUCUGAUUACAUGAAAUGUUUGCUUGGCGUUCACGAACGCAUGUUUGGCCUAUCGGUCAUCUGUAUCCAAUGUCCAUUUUAUUUGCCUCUA